AUGUUUUUCUCAGGCCUUUUAGAGAGUCUAAAUAAUGGCGGUAGUUUGAUAGUGGCGGAAGGUUAUCUGUUUGAAUUUGAGAGAAGAGGUUAUCUUAAAGCUGGUUCGUUUGUACCUGAAGUUGUUAUAGAUCAUCCACAUCUAGUUCGCAAUCUUCAUGAAGAAUUUGUUCAUGCCGGAAGUGAUGUGGUGUUGGCUUUUACGUAUUAUGGCCACCGUGAAAAGAUGAGGUUAAUUGGUAAAGAACAUCUGUUGGAACAACUCAAUGUUGAUGCUUUAAAAAUUGCGCGUGAUGUAGCAGACAGGACAGGGACUUUAAUGGCGGGAAAUAUUUGCAAUACAACUAUAUAUGAAGCUGGAAAUCCCGAUGCUCAAGGAAAAACCAAGGCCAUAUUCAAGGAACAGAUAGAGUGGGCUGUCCAGUAUGGUGCUGAUUUUAUUGUAGCGGAAACAUUUAGUGAUUACAGUGAAGCCGAUCUAGCUUUACAAUGUAUUAAACAAUACGGUAAUGGUCUACCAUCAGUGGUAAUGUUAGCUCCACAGACAACAAACACAACCCAUGAUGGUCUACCAUAUGCUGAGGCUUGUCGGAAGCUGGAAUUAGCUGGAGCGGAUGUAGUUGGGUUAAAUUGUCAUCGUGGUCCGACAACGAUGUUACCACUAUUGCGUGAAAUAAGAAAGGCUUGCAAGUGCCCAAUAGCUGCUUUGCCCGUCCCUUAUCGAACUACUACAGAGAACGCUACGAUGCAGUCACUUAAAGAUCCCGAAACAGGUAAACGAUCGUUUCCCAUUGAUCUACCAGCACAGUUAUGUAGUAGAACCCAGAUAGAAGAAUUUGCUAAAGAAGCUAAAGAGAUCGGUAUUCAGUAUGUUGGGCUAUGCUGUGGCAACUCAUCCCAUUUCCAACGUAUUGUAGCAGAGGUGUACGGGCGAAAGCCACCUUCCAGCAAGUUUUCUCCAGAUAUGUCACAGCAUUAUGUCUUUGGGAAUAAGUCUAACUUCAGUUUAUAUAACCAAAAGGGUUUACUGGAAACGGUCAGCCAGAAUAACGCGGAAUAA
This is a messenger RNA of Patella vulgata (common limpet), 1059 nucleotides long. Its product is annotated as betaine--homocysteine S-methyltransferase 1. Gene Ontology annotation, molecular function: zinc ion binding; methyltransferase activity. The record is from RefSeq and is a predicted model, not a curated record. The transcript has 6 exons. Lineage: Eukaryota; Metazoa; Mollusca; Gastropoda; Patellidae. Bases 1 to 1059 code for a protein of 352 amino acids.